AUGGCUGACAAGCAUCUUACAUGGAUUGACUGGCCACACAACUAUGCACAAUAUAAAUCGGGGCAAACUGCCCCUCGCGUCGAGAAGAAUUCGAACUGCAAUUGGAGAAGCCCGUUCUAUAAUUUCUCAAAUUCGAACCUACAAACAUUACCGAACAGCAAUGAAAAUACCCAGUCUCAUCACUACCCAUCUGACCAGCAGACGGAGCCAUACGUACAGCUAGAGGACGUUCUGUCGUACCCUUCAUACAGGUGGGGGCCGUCACCACCUCGAGAAUAUCAAAGACAGACACCUUACGCUGAGAACUCCGAAUUGCCCACUACUUCACUUUCACAGCCCUCUCCGAAGCGUGGAACUGGUCGCCAGCUGCUGAACACAAUGCCGCAAUCGCAUUCGGAAUCGGAAGCUGCGAACGCCGCCAACGAUGCCUAUUCCGGCCCCAAUGCUAAAAGGCAGAGAGUUGAGGCACCUUUAAUCAUACAAGCUCCUUCUCAGACUUCACUAGAAGUGGCGUCGCCGGCUUACUCGCAAGUUCGAACACAGCCCGCCGUACGAAAUACCCAUUCUGGCACAGAUUACAAUACGCCCCAGACUCAUAACCCUCUUACUUCAGAGUCUACUACUCAACCUGCUAUGCAGCGCAUGUCACAACUAGUCCAGCGGCCAGGCUCUCAAUAUCUUGCGCCGGGUGAAACGAGACCUACGACACAAGCGCAAUCGCAAAGUUCUGAGUCUCCAGCGAUCGCCAAACAACGCGUCUCCCAAUACGCACUGCAGGAACACUCGAAAGCGGCGCCACUAGCUCUAUCAAGCACUAGGCCUCGAACCAUCGCGCAGCAGCUUUCGUGGCGCAAUUCACCAUGUGCCUCGCCGCAAACCGCAUUCCAGGUUCUUCCCACCACUGUCGCGCCUUCAACCACGCAGUAUACCGCACAACAACACCCUCAACCAGUCUCGCGGUCUGUUUCGCAACACUCUUCGCCAGAUCAAAAUCCUGCUCUUCUACAAAUAGUCGCAUUGUCGGACACUCAGCCUAAGCCGCCAUAUACCCGUUUACCGGAACUACUACCUCGAACCCUUACAAAUAUUCCACAGAUUUCUCGGGCUGCAGCUCAGCGGAACCCCAAACAAGCAUCAAAGCCUAUCGUCAAGUCUACUGCACAACGAGUCUCGCUACACGCAGCACAAGCUACCCCCCAGUUUCCUUCUCAAAAUACUUCACAACCCGGACCUUCUCUAACAGUGAAGACUGCCACAACAUCAGCACAGCAGCACUUAGCCCAGAAUCCAUAUAAUCAAGAGGCCACGUCUACUCAACCAACACAACCUAUAUCCCAGCCCUUACCGGAUAUAGCACAAGAACCUCAUUCUCAGCCUCUUGGUACUCGUGGAAAAUUCGCAGCUUACACAUUCCAAGCCGACGACCUUGCAGACAGGACGUUUUUGAGAAGCAGAACGGACAUAGUGAGCCCCUUGAAUGAGGCAGACGCCGCACAGAAAACCGCCUAUAACCCCAAGACGAUUGCCCGGGAUAUCCUCAUCGCUGCUGGUCGUCAUCCCACGGAGGCCCACUUAAAUCAUCAUCUGGAUUGUCUGCGCAGCAUAUUUACUCAAGUCGAAAUGAACUCCGACCUCGCUACGUUCCGAUGGGAUCUAGUGGACCCUAGUGAGCCGUCACGUGAGAUGAAAAUCAAGUCUUCUACUCAAAGCAACCCCCUGCAAACCAACCAAACAACCGCCCCACAUCCCGCAGCGCAAGUCGCGCUGCCCGUGAACAACACUUUCACUCCGCAGCAGUAUCCAGCCCAAACGCAACACAAUCCACCGCAGUCAAACUUGCAGCAAGUCCAGCCGCCUUCCCCACCUUCGCAACAGGCAGAUCUUCAAUAUAAACCUCAACCGAAACAGGAAGUCCAACCGCAGGUCCAGCUCCAGAGACAGCAGUCGCUGCGCUCGCAUGAUCUCCAGCGGGGUUCCCAGACACCAAAUACUGCGAACUCGAUGGAAAAAAAACGUCGUGGACGGCCACCUGGAAGCACAAACAAACCCAAGGUUGUUGUAGCUUCAGCCGCGCCACCACAGCGUACUUCGUCGUAUCCUGUAUUUGCGUGUCGUUGGGGUAACUGCCAGUCAGAGCUUCACAACCUUGAGCUGCUCAAAAAGCAUAUCUUCAAGAUCCAUGUUUCCUAUCAGAUUACCUGUGGAUGGAAAGGCUGCACAUUUACGGGGACACUGCCGGCCGCGGAGCUGAUGAAUCACGUCAAGACAGAGCAUCUUGAUUCUCUUGCGUGGAAGCUAGGCGACGGGCCGGCUGUGCUUACAAGUGUGGAUUGGGAUAUCUCAGCGGUGCCAUUGACCAUUCCCGAAUCAUACCAGCCUGGAACCGAGGAUACGCUAAUCUUCCCUGCCGAGUACAACUCUAUCCGCGCGUUUAAUAGAGUCCAUGGAAAUAAUUCGCAGCUGGAAAAAGCUCACGAGGUCUUCAAGGCAGUACAACGACUGAAAACACAGAUCGGUGUUGGGCUGGAUCCUGGGGGCUGUGAGCUAGCUACCCCUUUGCGCAAUCAGAGGGUGAGCAAUGACGAAGAUGUCUAUGAAGUACGACCAGCGUCUUGA
This is a messenger RNA of Aspergillus nidulans FGSC A4, 2616 nucleotides long. RefSeq names its product putative C2H2 finger domain protein. The transcript has 2 exons. Lineage: Eukaryota; Fungi; Ascomycota; Eurotiomycetes; Eurotiales; Aspergillaceae. The record is from RefSeq and is a predicted model, not a curated record. The coding region runs from base 1 to 2616 and encodes 871 amino acids.